UAAAUUCAUAUUUGAGUAGAAUCAUAUAUAGGACAGAGGGUUCCCUGGAGUUUGAAAGUAAAAAAAAAAAAUGUCAACGACCGUGGAUGUCCCAGAAUCCAGCAAUGUUGGUAAAGGAAAAGCAGUUGCAGUUGGAAGGCCAGGAGGGUGGAAGAAAGGGUUAGCCAUAAUGGACUUCAUUCUAAGGUUGGGUGGCAUAGCAUCUUCUCUUGGUGCUGCAGCAACUAUGGGAACAAGUGAUCAAACGCUCCCUUUCUUCACUCAGUUCUUUCAGUUUGAAGCUAGUUACGAUAGCUUCACUACUUUUCAGUUUUUUGUGAUUACAAUGUCACUGGUGGCUGGGUAUCUUGUCCUGUCACUACCCUUCUCAGUCGUAGCCAUCAUACGCCCUCAUGCAGCUGGACCAAGGCUUUUCCUCAUCAUCCUAGACACAGUGUUUCUGACUUUGGCCACAGCUAGUGGUGCUUCGGCAGCUGCAAUCGUUUACUUGGCACACAACGGCAAUCAAGACUCCAACUGGCUUGCCAUCUGUAACCAGUUUGGAGACUUUUGUGCCCAAACCAGUGGAGCUGUGGUUGCGUCCUUCGUCGCUGUGGUUAUCCUUGUGCUUCUCGUUAUUAUGUCUGCUUUGCUCCUCAAAAGACACCAAAGUUAAUUAAGAUCUAAUCGUGCAGGGACUAUACCUUUACCUGCAUUAUACUUAUCAGUCUAAUGUUUGGUUCUUCUUUUUUUGUUCACUUUAAUUUCCUUUUAAGAUGUGUUCCUGAUUAUUUCCAAUGAUUUUCUAAUGUCUCAAGUUUGAGCCUAUCCCAUGUUCAAUUUAUUUCA
Molecule: messenger RNA, 828 nt
Organism: Vigna angularis (adzuki bean)
Lineage: Eukaryota; Viridiplantae; Streptophyta; Magnoliopsida; Fabales; Fabaceae
Product: casparian strip membrane protein 1
Exons: 3
Coding region: 71-655 (194 amino acids)
Source: RefSeq, a predicted model, not a curated record